This is a messenger RNA of Alosa alosa (allis shad), 1365 nucleotides long. RefSeq lists its product as uncharacterized. Lineage: Eukaryota; Metazoa; Chordata; Actinopteri; Clupeiformes; Clupeidae. The transcript is spliced from 6 exons. The coding region runs from base 127 to 657 and encodes 176 amino acids. The record is from RefSeq and is a predicted model, not a curated record.
CCUGCCCACUCGGGGCCUAUCAGCCGCUAGCAGGACAGGAGCACUGCAUCCCCUGCAGCCCAGGAUUCUACAGCAAUUUGACGGGCAGUCCAGUGUGUCAGUCUUGUCCACUUGGCUUCUUCAAUAAUGCCUCAGGAUCUACCACCUGCAGCAGCUGUUCCCCAGGGUUCUAUGCCUCCAGGCAAAAUGCCUCAUCAUGCAGUCCCUGUGCUCAAGGAACCUACUGCAAGCAUGCACAAGGAUCCUGUCCAGCUCCUGUGUCAGAUCUGCAGCAGUGGCUUCUAUCAAAUCCGUUGGGGUCAAGCGAGCUGUGACGUCUGCCCAGAAAACCACUACUGCCCGAGCCCAGAUGUGAGCCCCAUCCAGUGUCCAGCGGACGCCUUCUGCCCCGAGGGCAGCACAGCUCCUGGGUACUGCAUGGAGACGUUCUUCCGGAAGGUGGGCGAGACUUGCGAACUGGCCCCCGUCACCAUCGCACUGCUGGUCAUCGGAGGAGGAGUGGCUCUGCUGUUUAUCGUCCUGCUGGUGUUGCGGCGGAGACGCGAGGUGGACGGGGAGCUGUCUCUGUCACGUGCGCCGCUGCUCAGGAAGGAGCGCCCUGCUGGACGCUUCUACGGCCUGCCCUGCGACGCCGAGCCCGUCUACGCCGGCUGGUGACCCCUGAACCCCUCUAUGCCGGCUGGUGACCCCUGAACCUGUCUAUGCCGACUGAACCCACAUCAUGACCUCUGCACCAGAGCUUUAUCUCCUCUACUCUACCAGUGACUGAUACAGAAACACACACACACACACCUCACACACACACACACACACACACACACACCUGGGCCCUGUUACAUCACACAUCAUUUGUAUGAACAAAUGUCUCUGUCUGUUACACAAAACUGCAGGAGCAUUCCAUCUCCUUGACCUUGUCAAAUGUGUUUUAUCUCUGUCUGACGGCAGAUUGUCCUGAUAGCUGAUCGACAUUUGAGGAUUGCUUUGUAUGGAUGUCUGUGCUAGCGGUUGCUUUGUAUGGAUGUCUGUGCUAGCUGUUACUUGUCCCCUUUCUUAUUUUGUUUGAUUGUUGCAGUUUUGCACUGGGCUUUAACGCAAAGCCAUGCCGAUGCCUCACCAUGCUUGGGUACGCUCCAGGCAGAUCGUCUGUUUUGGGGCCUCAAAGUAUAUAUAUUUUUUUUUUACUCUGUCUCCCUGGUACUGUGCCUUAUGUGUUUCACUAUUUUAUGUAUUUAAAGUGUUGCUUCCCAAAAAAUCCUUUCUAUUCAAGAAAUGUAACAUUAUUUGAAAGAGGUAUGUUUUAAAGAAAAUAUAGUCAUUCCAGAGAAGAUGCUGGAAUCAAAUCAAAUAAAAUUGCACUAUCAUGUG